Opisthocomus hoazin is the source of this 1488-nucleotide messenger RNA. RefSeq names its product G protein-coupled receptor 88 (gene GPR88). The record is from RefSeq and is a predicted model, not a curated record. Gene Ontology annotation, molecular function: G protein-coupled receptor activity. NCBI's taxonomy places the organism in Eukaryota, Metazoa, Chordata, Aves, Opisthocomiformes, Opisthocomidae. Gene Ontology annotation, biological process: G protein-coupled receptor signaling pathway. Gene Ontology annotation, cellular component: membrane.
AUGCCCAACGCCUCUUCCUGGACUGCUACCUCGCCUCUGCUGCUGCUCUGGGAGGACUCCUCCGGGACCCGCAUCUUCCUGUCACUGCUCUAUGCAGUCUUGGCUAUCUCAGGGACUUUAUCCAAUGUGAUGGUCAUCUAUUUAGUCUUCUCCUUCAAGAAGCUGCAGACAACUAGUAAUGCCUUCAUUGUGAACGGCUGCACGGCAGACCUGAGUGUGUGUGCCCUGUGGAUGCCCCAGGAGGCUGUGCUGGGGCUGCUGCCUCCCAACUCCUCCUCCCUUCGCUCAGUGGAGUACCAGCUGCUCCGAGGGGGGCUCCUCGGCCUCGGCCUCACCGUCUCCCUGGCCUCUCACCUGCUGGUGGCCUUCAACAGGUACGUGCUCAUCACCAAGCUGCCCAGCGUGUACCAGGCCCUUUACCAGCGGAGGCACACGGGCUGCAUGAUCGGGCUCUCCUGGGCCCUUGCCUUGCUCCUGGCCCCGCUGCUGCCCGGGCUCUGGACCCUGGGCUCUGCCCAGCAGCCGCCCCUGUGGCACACGGACAGCAGCUCUCGCUACACCGCCCUGCUCCUCGCCCUUGCCGUGCUGGGCCAGACCGCGCUGCUGCUCCACUGCUACCUCGGCAUCGUGCGGCGGGUGCGGGGCAGCGCCAAGCGGGUCAGCCAUCUGAGACAGUUGUUUGAAGUGAGCUCCCCGAACACAUCAUUCGUUCAUGAAGAGCUGGCAAGUGUCUCAUUACGCACACACACAAAUCCACCAGGAGCUGCAUCCUACCCCUGCCCCCCUUCCCGGUUACCUGAUGUCUGUGCUCCAUGCAAGACCAUCGUCAGCCUUCCCCUGGCAAACUUCUGGAUGAUGCUGUCUGUGGAAACAGUUAAAAAGAAAAACAGAUACACCUUUGUGGUGAUCUGGUUCGGAUAUUUUGUUUUGAAAGCUCUUCAUAUAAGGCCUGUUUUGACAAAGGCCUCUGCCUGUGGAUAUGCCAGCUUCAAAGUGAAAGCCCUAGCAGUAGCUGCACAGUUGUCUGGCCCAGUCAGUAGUGAUAUCAUUCAGCAAGGAGAGAACCUCGGCCAGAAAACCACAGAGGUAGAGCAUUUUUCUGGAGCUGAGCUGUUAGAAGAGAGGCAUGAGCAUCCUGUGGUGGUACCAGACACUCUGCACUGGGUGAAAGCUCUUCAUCCCAGCUGCUUCCGUAAAGCAUCAGAAACUCUUUGUCUGCCGGGUCAAGUCGUGGCGCUACGAACCGCCUCUUCCAGCCUAGCAGGCGCCGCAUCGGGUGCGCCUCCCGGAGGUCAGAGCCCAGCCCCAGGCUGCCCAGUUUGCUUUCUUUACCCAGUAGCAGCAGUGACGAAUGUUAGAACAGAUGCGAGGAACGAGCCAAGCUGUGCUAAUGAUUUUGUGUGUGUUAAUGACUGCUGCUUUUACAUUCCAGUGAAUGCAACUGUCAAAGAAGUAGUUCUGUCAAAAUGUCAAGAACACUUUUUUUGA